This is a messenger RNA of Drosophila suzukii, 3182 nucleotides long. It is a transcript of the gene Rab3, whose product is annotated as RAS oncogene family member Rab3. Gene Ontology annotation, cellular component: plasma membrane; synaptic vesicle; endosome. The record is from RefSeq and is a predicted model, not a curated record. Gene Ontology annotation, molecular function: GTP binding; GTPase activity; myosin V binding. Lineage: Eukaryota; Metazoa; Arthropoda; Insecta; Diptera; Drosophilidae. Gene Ontology annotation, biological process: regulation of exocytosis; protein localization to plasma membrane; protein secretion.
CAGGAAAAGCAGCAGCAGCAGCAGGGAAAUUGUGUGGGCAGCAGCCAGUCAGUUCAGCCAACCAGUCAUCCAGUCAGCCAGCCAGUUGGUCAGUCAGUCAGGUUGAAACAGUUGCCACAGUUGAAUUAUGAAAACGUAUACAAAACUGGCCCGUUUUCGCCGCAACAGCAGUCAAUUCGCCGCCUGAAAGCGAAGGAAAAAUUGUGUGUCCUUUGGUGUCGACGUGUCGCAGCGAAAAGCGAAAGGAGCUGCCGUUAUCGAUUUGUGUGUAUGUGCGAGCAACAACACAGCGGACCCCUCACCCACACUCACACAGCACAUCGCCAGCAGAAGGAUAUUCUUGUGGCAGCAGGAUCUGAAACAGCAACUAAAACAGCAGCAACUGCAACAUCCGCAGCAGCAACAUCUGCAGCAGCAACAACAGCAACCGCAGCAACCUCAAGACAGACACCGCUCUAAACAGAUAUAAUGGCGAGUGGUGGGGACCCCAAGUGGCAGAAGGAUGCCGCCGACCAGAACUUCGACUACAUGUUCAAGCUGCUCAUCAUCGGCAACUCCAGCGUGGGCAAGACCAGCUUCCUCUUCCGGUACGCCGACGAUAGCUUCACAUCCGCCUUCGUCUCCACGGUGGGCAUUGACUUCAAGGUGAAGACCGUCUUUCGGCACGACAAGCGCGUUAAGCUCCAGAUCUGGGACACGGCUGGUCAGGAGCGGUACCGUACCAUCACCACAGCCUACUAUCGUGGAGCGAUGGGCUUCAUCCUGAUGUACGACGUUACCAACGAGGACAGUUUCAACUCGGUGCAGGAUUGGGUAACACAGAUCAAAACCUAUUCGUGGGAUAAUGCCCAAGUGAUCCUGGUGGGCAACAAGUGCGACAUGGAGGACCAGCGGGUGAUCAGCUUCGAACGUGGUCGCCAGUUGGCCGAUCAAUUGGGUGUGGAAUUCUUCGAGACGUCCGCCAAGGAGAACGUGAACGUCAAGGCUGUUUUCGAGCGCUUGGUGGACAUCAUCUGCGACAAGAUGUCCGAGAGCCUGGACGCGGAUCCGACGUUAGUGGGUGGUGGCCAGAAGGGUCAGCGGCUGACGGAUCAGCCGCAGGGCACGCCCAAUGCCAACUGCAACUGUUAGAGUUCCGAUUGGGGAUACCAAUUGGAGGAGAGGAUGGGAGAGCAGCACCACAGGGAAACCACAUCCGUAACAGCCAUAGACAACAGAAUUUGAAAACUAGCUAAUUAGUCAGCAUUGAACCGGGGAUUGCAACUAAUCCUUCAGUAAGCCGACGACGACGGUUCGGAUACCGAUGAGGAGAUAAUGAUGAUGAUAUGGGCAUGCACCACCCCCCUUCGGGGGCUUUGUUUGUAUCGAUAUGUGUAUGUAUAUCCUUUGCGUUCGCUCGCCUCAGUGUAAAUGUCAAAUGUUAUUUAAUCCGAUGUUUGAAUUGUAAUUUGUAACUUGUAAUUUGUAAUUGGUAAUUUGUAACCUGUAAUUUAAUUGGCUGGCCGCGGCGUGGCAAGAACAUUUGUUGAGUGUGUGAAUAUUGAGUUGAAUGUCCAUUCAAGUUGAUAGAUCAAGGUCGAGAAAUUGAAAAAGAGCAAAGAAUUUAACGAAAGUCCGAUUUGACGGUGAUUCGGCACUAAUUAAGCGUGCACCCCGAGUGCUGAUGAAAGUCAUUCGAUUUGAUUUGACCCCCCCAGGGUGGGAGACAGGGGGUCAAGAGGUCAGGAGGUCAGUCAGCACGAGUAUUUCGAACCGUUCUCCACAUCCACAUGUAAAUACGCUGGCUAAACUGUACAGUUUGAGAUGCUUGACGAAACGCACAAAGCUAGCGAAUCGGUGAAAUCGAACAGACAACUAACUAUAUAGUACACCUAACCCCCACACACCCAUGUAUAUGUAUGGAUACACAACAGAACACAACACAACACUAAGACACAAGCAAAGAGCACUGAAAACACAAAAACACACCGGAAACGGAUAUAGUUAUACCCACAAAAUCCCUGGCUUGGAGCAUUCUAGCAAACACAAAUAAACCGGCUGAGUGGUAGGCCGUUAUUAUUAAAUAUUAUGAUUCUUAUUAUUAUGUACGUAUGUAUUUAUGUAGUGAAAUGGAAAAUUUUAAUGUGUUGCAAAUGAUAAAAGAAAUAUAUACAUCAAAUAUACAUGUAUCGCAUAGAGAGUACUAACCCAGACCCAGAGUUGCAUAGGUAAUCGCAGUUUUCUGUUUCCCGGAAACCCCAUAACGAACACCUUCCGAGGGCCAGAGUGACAAUAACCCGCAGGAGAUCAGAUCCAGAUACCCCCUAAACCUCUAAACCUCGAGGUCAGGCAACCCAGCUUGAUUUUCACCGCCCACUUUUUAAUUUCCCCUCCCCUCGAGACUGUUGCGAACUGAAUCCGGAUUGCGAGUUACUUGAACCCACCGAGCCAGCUGAGAGAUCGGUGCAUUUAAUUUGCCAGACCCUCCCGAACACCCCCUUUUAUAAGCACACCACCACCACCACCCACUUUUCUACCUGUAUACCAUAUGGUAUAUGAGUACUAUACAAGGCUUUCCUUUGUUAACGCUUUAAAGACACAAAAAAAACACCACAACAAACCGCUGCCGUGACUAAAUUUGAACGAAAAUUAGAAGCGGGUACAAGGACUUUGACUUUGGGGUCUGAAACUGCUGAAUCUGAAUAUGUAACUGAAUAUAUAUUAUAUUAUAUGUAUUUGCCAAUGCUCGUUAAUGUUAAAUAUGUGUACAAGCAGAGUUUCACUUGAAUUACGGUUAAAUUAAAGGCAUAUCGCUGUAUUAUAAAUACCCAAAAACGAAGACAAAACGAAAAGGAAACCCAAAACCCGCACCCAGGAAAAUGCCAGGAAAAUUCACACGAAAAGCACAACGAGUUGCCAAGUGCCAGAGAGGAAAAGUGGGGAAGGAAACUGGGAUUUGGGACUCGCGAUAUGGUAUUUGGUAUUUGAGAUUCGGGAAAGUUAGGGGAGAUAAUGAUUCUAUACGAAAAUGCCUUAAGCCAGCGACGCAGGUCGCUGAUUGGUCUUUUUGGCAUUCGAACUGUUUUGUAAAAUAAUUAAUCAUACAACUUGCAUAACCACUCCUUCAAGUAUUUGUCUUUAUAUUCUCGUGUGGAUUCGCUUUUAGUCAAGCCCCAAUUAAAUAAUCCAAUCCUAAACUAAAA